UUUUUUAUGUCCAUGUUGUAAAUCCUGAAAACACACAGGCAAGAGUUCAGAGAUCUUUUCCAUCCAAUCACAAUCACUCUCCCAACUACGUCAUCGAAGACCGUCCAAUCAGAGAGUUUGUUGUCCCCGAGGCACGUCAAGUUUGCCUUUGUAAGACAGGAAAUACAAAAAAUUUUGUUUUCAAGAUAAUGUAAAUGUCUUUGAAAGGGAACAGAAGUAAAAAUCUAUUGCGGACAGUGACAAACUCCUAAUAAUUAUGUAGUUUUACUGUAGUAGGAUUUUUCCUGCAGGAAUUUUACAUGUAAUGGACUAUUUUUACAUUGCUGAUUUGUAUUAGCCGGAUGUUAUAUCAUUCUUUGCUGCUAACUUGUCGUUCCUCACUAGCAUCCGUUAGCUUUAGCGUUCCGCUUUCCCACAAGGACUCUGCAGUUUUGAGCCACUGUAGAAGGCAGACAAACAUAAAUGAACUCAUGUAUAUUUUAAUAUUUUGUACCCGAAGCUGAAACAUUAUUUCAAGCUGUUUGUCUUUUGGCUGUUGACGCGCUUUUAGCUAAUUAGCCAGUUAGCCGUUAUUCCUGCUGGGGGAGAAAGUUGGUCCAUGAGGUUAAAAUAAAUUGAAGCGACUUCGACAAAUAAUGAGACCUAACUGAGUGUUAUAACAGGUAACUCCGUUUCAUAGGCAGCAGGAUGAGGGCUUUACUUCUUGGUAAAACACAACAGUUGGUUAGUAGAGUCUUCAAUCAUCCUGUCAGACCUUCAGCAGCAGUGCGAUGGCGAGCUGCUCAGGCCAGACUCUUGUGCAGCUCUUCACCAGACGAGGAAAAGCCUCGACCCUCCAUGCUGCGACACCUGACCUCUAAAAUUAAAGCCACAGGUCCGAUUCCGGUGGCGGAGUACAUGAGGGAGGUGCUCACCAACCCUGUGACGGGUUAUUAUGUGAAGAACAACAUGCUGGGGCCUGACGGAGAUUUCAUCACAUCACCAGAAAUCAGUCAGAUCUUCGGAGAGCUGCUCGGUAUCUGGAUCAUCAGUGAGUGGAUGGGAGCAGGUGGCCCCAAACAGCUGCAGCUGGUCGAGCUCGGACCUGGAAAAGGAUCGCUGGCCGCUGACGUCCUCCGAGUGUUCAGUCAGCUGCAGUCGGUGCUGAGCGGGGCCUCCAUGUCGCUCCACCUGGUUGAGGUGAGUCCGGCGCUGAGUCACAUUCAGGCCCAGAAUCUGACCGGGACCCGCAACCAAGAGGCAGACAGCGAGGACGAGCCGGUUUACCGCCGCGGGGAAACCUCCACCGGGCUGCCGGUGUCCUGGUACCGCCGCUUAGACGACGUCCCUGCAGGAUUCAGCAUCUUUCUGGCUCAUGAGUUCUUCGACGCUCUGCCGAUCCACAAAUUCCAGAGGACAGAGAAAGGCUGGAGGGAGGUGAUGGUGGACAUCGACCCAGAGAAGCCGGACCAGCUGAGGUUUGUGGUGGCGCCGUCUUCAACUCUGGCCUCCUCCACGCUGGUACAGGCAGAUGAAAGGCGGCAUCAUGUGGAGGUGUGUGCAGAAGGAGGCGUCAUCGUCCAGCAGCUGGCCCGGCGGAUCACAGAGGACGGAGGAGCGGCGCUGAUCGCCGACUACGGCCACGAUGGAACCAAGACGGACACGUUCAGAGGCUUUAAAGGUCACCAGCUCCAUGACGUCCUGGCGUCACCCGGCUCGGCCGACCUCACCGCUGACGUUGACUUCAGCUACCUGCGGAGGGUGGCUGGAGGGGGCGUGGCCUGUAUGGGACCUGUCAGUCAAAGGACGUUCCUGAAGAACAUGGGCAUCGACACCCGGCUACAGGUUCUGCUGAGGAACUGCAGCGACCCGUCCACCAGGAAGCAGCUGAUCAGCAGCUACGACAUGCUGACGAACCCGGCCAAGAUGGGCGAGCGCUUCCACUUCUUCAGCCUGCUGCACCCGAGCCGCCUCGCCAAACCCAAGACAUCAGAGGGGCUGAAGCUGGAGAAGAAGAGCCCGGCGCCGCUGCCUGUGGCCGGAUUCGCCGAGCUCAGCUUCUCCUGAGGUGUUUUUAACUGUCCAGAGACCGUUAACAGGUCAGCAACAGAUCAGAAAAGUCUGGAGAUGAUCUGAUCCUUCCUGUAGAGGUUUGGGAGCUUAGAGAGACAUUACAGGUUAUCUGAGAGAUUCUUGAAGCUCCGUCAUUUGCAGAUACUUUGACUCGGAGGAUCAUGUUCAUGGGACGAUGGUGUUUUUACAGCUGAUAUAAAAAAAUACCUCGUAUUCAUGCAGGAGGAUGACACAGUGUCUGUAAUUUAGAGAAAAAGAAGAAAUUUGCUGUAUUGUACCAGAUUAUAUGUUCAGCAUGAAGUGAACUAAAUGUAAACUUUCUCUUUAGACGUUUUAAUGUAAAAAUCCAAGAAAAUAAAAAUAUUUUUUGACA
Molecule: messenger RNA, 2425 nt
Organism: Thunnus maccoyii (southern bluefin tuna)
Lineage: Eukaryota; Metazoa; Chordata; Actinopteri; Scombriformes; Scombridae
Gene: ndufaf7
Product: NADH:ubiquinone oxidoreductase complex assembly factor 7
Exons: 10
Coding region: 688-2046 (452 amino acids)
Biological process (GO): mitochondrial respiratory chain complex I assembly
Cellular component (GO): mitochondrion
Molecular function (GO): protein-arginine omega-N symmetric methyltransferase activity
Source: RefSeq, a predicted model, not a curated record